AUGGAGUUUUGCAUGAGCAAAGCUAUGAAACAUCCUAUUGAAAAGGAGAGUUACAUGAGAAUGGAUGUGAUUGAGGAGUGUGUUGUAAAAGAGGAAGAGAAAAAGCAAAAGGAAGAAAUUUUUGAAGAAGAGAAGCAAGUGGUAGCUACUAUGGAGGAGGAGACGUCUACACCGGAGUUGCUAAUGAGGACAGAUGCCCCUACAUCACCAUCAAUUAUCAAGCCACCUACACUUGAGCUCAAGCCUUUACCAAGAAAGCUUUACCAUGCCACUAAAAACAAAACCACCCAUCAAGAGGAAGCUAACGGGUCACUCGGAAAAGGGAAAGAGGUGGCUCUACUUGAACCACGGCCUAACCUUGUAGCUCGAUUUGGUGGGCCAUCCCCAAUCUACUAUAAGGAAGAAGGUAAGAAAUUUCAAUUUAUUCAUAAGCGAAAUAUUACUAAGCCUAGAUACUUUGAUUUUGAGUUGUUAGAAAGAUUGGGUAUUAAGGAAUCCAUGGUUGAUUUGAGCAAAAAGGUAGGAUGGGAGAAUUUCAUUGCUUGUGACCUUGGAACUUAUAAAGAGUUAAUUUGGAAAUUUUACACCACCUUGUCUUAUGAUUCCGAAAAUUUGACAUCACUUCAAUUUAGGUUGUUUAGUGAGUCUUAUGAGGACUCUAGUGAUGAUGUGAAGAAUGAUGAUGAAGACGAAGGGCGGAAAAUUGUCCUUCAAAAGAUGGAGGAGACAAAUGCAAUCUAUGACAACGAAUGA
Dovyalis caffra is the source of this 753-nucleotide messenger RNA. The record is from the annotation of a GenBank genome assembly. NCBI's taxonomy places the organism in Eukaryota, Viridiplantae, Streptophyta, Magnoliopsida, Malpighiales, Salicaceae.